Salvia hispanica is the source of this 1347-nucleotide messenger RNA. NCBI's taxonomy places the organism in Eukaryota, Viridiplantae, Streptophyta, Magnoliopsida, Lamiales, Lamiaceae. The record is from RefSeq and is a predicted model, not a curated record.
AUGUCUAUUACCUCUGCAGAUACAAGUUGGGCCAACAAUAUCUCUCCCGUCGCUGCCUUCUCUGAAUAUGGAGUGGCUAUUGCUAUCGCCAUCGCCUUGCUGUUACUUGUAUACUUCUUUUCUUCCUCCAAAACCCGUCCUAUUUACCUAAUAGACUCCUGCUGCUACCUACCACCUCCUAAUCUUCGUGCCACAGCAUCUAACUACAUAGAACACUUUGAAGUAUGUGGUGCUCAUGAGAGAGAAGGUAUCGACUUCCAAACCAAGAUGAUCAAAAGAUCAGGUAUUGGUUGUGAGGCAUGUCUUCCUAUUUCAGUACAUCAAAUCCCACCUGAUAAAUCUCUCAGCUGCACCCAAGAAGAGACGGAAACAGUUCUUUUCACGGUUGUGAAAGAGCUCCUCAGCAAGCAAAGUAUCAACCCGAAAAGCAUCGACAUUCUAGUAACCAACUGUAGCAUAUUUUGCCCCACACCAUCCAUUACAGCUAUGAUCAUAAACAAGUUUGGGCUGAGAAGCAAUAUCAAGAGUGUGAGCCUCAGUGGAAUGGGAUGCAGUGCUGGCCUAGUGGCCAUUGGUUUAGCGAAAGAUCUUUUGAGAGUACAAGGCAACUCGCUGGCUCUGGUUCUCAGCAUGGAAGCAGUGACCCCUAGCGGAUAUGAUGGUAGCAUCAGGUCCAUGCUUUUAGCCAACACGCUUUUUCGUAUGGGAGGCGCUGCUGUCUUGUUGUCGAACAAGAAGCAGGACAGGUUGAGAGCCAAAUACAAACUUCGCUAUCUCUUACGAACACAUAUGGGGUCAGAUGAUCAGUCAUACCACUCAGUCAUCCAGAAGGAAGAUGGAGCAGGCUCUGUAGAGCAGCUUCUGUAUGGAUGGUCAGUCGUUCAGAAUGCAGCAACAAAGCGGGAAGUAUACGUACCAAACUUCAAGAAGGCGUUUGAGCAUUUCUGCAUACAUGCAGGUGGAAAGGCAAUCAUUGAUGCGGUGGAGGAAAGGCUAAGGCUGAAAAAAGAAGACGGAGAAGCAUCCAGGAUGACGCUCCACAGAUUCGGCAACACUUCAUCUUCUUCUGUUUGGUACGAGUUGAGCUAUCUGGAGGCGAAAGGCAGGAUUAGAAAGGGUGACCGGGUGUGGCAGAUUGCAUUUGGUAGUGGCUUCAAAUGCAAUAGCGCAGUUUGGGAAUGCAUAUCCGAACUCGAUCAUAACAUCCAAAAUGCUUGGUCGAGUAGCAUACAUAUGUACCCAAUUCAGAUCCCUGAUGUAAUAGAUCACUAAUGAGCCCUUGAUAAUGUUUCAUAAUUUAUAGAUGCAACAUCAAUAGUUUAAAUCUCUCAUUCACAUUCGUUUUGA